AUGGUAUUCGAAAACAUAAUUGUUUAUUUACUUGAUAAAUAUUUGGGUAAUUAUAUCGACAACUUAGAUACGAAAAAAUUCAAAAUUGAUUUAUGGAACGGUAAUGUCGUUUUGGAAAAUCUAUAUCUCAAGUCUAAUGCAUUGGCCGAUUUAAAUCUUCCUGUAACUAUAUCUAUUGGCUAUCUACAAAAACUAGUACUUCAAGUUCCAUGGACAAAUAUAUAUACACAGCCAACAAAGGUGACAAUAGAAGGACUUUUUUUACUUGUUGUACCCAAAACGGAAGUUGAAUAUGAUGCUCAAAGAGAUGAAAAAGACGAAUAUGAAAUGAAAAUGAAAGAAGUUCGAAAAAUUGAAGAACUUCGAAAACAAAGAGAAGCUGAAAAAAAUCCUCAAGGAAAUGAUAAAAAUGAUACGUUUGUUGAACGUAUACAACUUCAAAUAGUUCGAAAUCUUGAAUUAUCAAUUCGAAAUAUUCACAUUACCUAUGAAGAUAAAUCUUCUAAACCUAAUCAUCCAUUUGCAUUUGGAAUAACACUUAAUUAUUUUACACUUCAUACAACAACAUCAGAUUGGGAACCAACUAUACUUAAAGACGAUACAUCAUUAAUUCAUAAACUUGGUGAACUAAGUGCCUUAUCAAUCUAUUGGAAUACCAAUUCAAAAUCUCGAUUAGAUUUAUCAAGAGACGAUGCUAUUCAUGAUCUUAGAGAGAAAAUCGCAAUUGAUAAUCAACAAGCACCAUCUGAUGUUGCUUAUAUUCUUCGACCACUUAAUGUUAAAGCAAAAAUUAUAUUAACCAUGAAACCACGUCAAGAAGGUUUUCAACAACCUAUAUUCGAUAUAAAAAUUGAUUUAGAUGCAAUCAGUUUAAAUAUGAGUAGUGGCCAAUAUUCAGAUUUACUCGAUCUACUUGAAUUUCAAGAUUAUCUCAUUGUUAAAUCAAAAUAUAUAAAAUAUCACAUGAAAAAAGAUCAAGUAGAAAAGUCAAGUUUAAAAAAUUGGAAAUUUGCGUACGAGGCUAUUCUUAAUGAAGAAAUCCGACCAAAAUUCGAAUGUUAUAAAUGGGGAAAUAUAAAAGCACAUUUAGAUAGAUGUAGAGAAUAUCGUGCGAUUCAUUUUCAAGAAUUGACUGGAAAACUAACGAAUGAACAAAAACAACGAGCUGAAGCAUUGGAAAAAAAAAUUGACGUAUUCAAUUUAACAUAUAUUCGUCGUAGUGCAGAAAUUGAAGCGAGAAAAAAGAAAGAACAAGAACCUAAAACUUGGUGGGGAAAUGUUUCGAAUUGGUGGAGUGGAAAUAAAUCUUCAGACGAUUCAGAACUAGAUUUAGAAAAAUUUAUGUCACCAGAAGAAAAACUGAAACUUUAUGACGCUAUUGGUUACGCUGGUGAAGAUACAUCUGCAUCAACUUAUCCUGAAGAAUAUGUUGAUAUCAAUUUAAAGAUUCGAUUAAAUAUGCUCGAUAUUAAUUUUUGGUCAAAAAUGGAUGAAAAUGAUGCUCAACUUCGGAUUAUUGCUCGAGCUGUUGUACCCGAUACAAGUUUGGAAUUCAAACGACGACCAGCAACAGAUGCACUUGUGUUUUCCAUGGAUUUGGGUUCAUUUCAAGUAUUUGGUAUUGCAACUGAUUUAAAACAAUCUGAAUUAUUAAAUGAUAGUCGUUCUACACUUGUAAAACCAUCUCUAUCAUGUUCUAAUCAGCAGAAGUUAUUACAAGUAGAACUUGAAACAAGUCCAUUAGAUAAAACUGCUGAUUAUCGUAUGAAAAUUAUUUCACAAUCAUUGGAAAUAAAAUAUAACGCCCCCACCAUUAAUAAAUUAGUCGAAUGUUUUGAAUCUGAUACUAAACGAAAUUUAUCAGGUGUUAAGCAAAUAGCUUAUUCAACAUAUACCGAUGUUAAACAUCGUUCUUAUAUAUUAAUGAAGCAUAAUAUAGAAAAAAUUAAAGUCUUGGAUAUUUAUAUUGAUAUUCAAUCAUCGUAUUUUCUUCUACCUGAAAAUGGAGUUUAUGAAGAUGGUGGUGCAGCUAUAUGUAUGGAUUUAGGCCAUUUAACAUUAAAACGAGCUACAAACGAUAGAAAUAAUGUUAGAGAGACAUUUUUAUCAAACAGAACAAUAAAUAUGGAUGAUGCACGAGAAUUAUCUUACACUGAAUUCAAAUUAAAACUUGAAGAUAUUCAACUAAUUUAUGCCAAUCGAAAUGAAAAUUGGGAAAAAGCACGAAGAGAGAGAAAUACUCGUUUACAUUUAAUUAAACCAAUGGCACUGGAAAUGAAUGUUGAUAAAUGUAUCUAUGCUGAUGAUGCUGUUUUACCAGCAUGGAGAGUAGCCGGAAAUGUUCCGAGUGUAGAAUUACGUUUAUCCGACAAACGUCUUUUUGAAAUAAUCAAUCAUAUUCAAUCAAUUCACUUGCCACAAUUGAAACAUAUCUUAGAUGAUCAAACUUUAAUUGAAUCUAAAAUAUCAACAGCGGACUCCUCACUCAAUUAUUCUGAACAAGCAUACGAAACUGUCGUCGAUAUAAUACCAGAUAAAAAAACUUUAGAAGAAUCAGAACUUGAUCACACUAUCAGCAAACAAACUGGUAAACAACAAAAUGAUCUUGAAGGACAACUUACACAAUUAGAAGCAAGAUUUACACUUGAUAAAAUCGAUCUUCAUAUUGAUGAAGCAUCGGACUGUUGCGAUGAAAAUGAGGAAGGUGAACCGUUUCUUCAUCUUAUACUCGAAUCAAUAAUGGUCAAAACAAAAAUAAAAACAUAUGAUAUGGAGUUCGAUGCAUCAUUGACCAAUUUAAUUCUCUAUCAUGAACAAUUUAUUGGAAAAGAUCGUCAACGAUUAUGUUUGUUAUCAGCUCAAAUAAAUAAAAAUAAAAAUAAUCGAACUGAUCAAGAAAUUCAAACGUUAGUUAGUGUUCAUUUUCUGCAUACAUCAUCCACAAAUCCGUUAUUUUUAUCAGCAAUUUAUAAUGGAAUCGAAAAUAAAGCUCAUAUUCAUGUCUCAAAACUUGUUGUUAUAUUACAAUUAGAAGCCCUUUUAUCAAUAUUCAGAUUUUAUGAUUCUUUAACGAGAAAAUUAUCUAAGAGCAUACUUACACAUGAAUUCAAACACAAAGAAAAAGAAGAAGAAGAAGAAGAAAACAAACAUAAAAACGAACCGUCAAAAUUAUUACAAGACAAUAAAUUAUUGCAAAGCUCUGCAGAUAUUUUUGAAAAAACAAUGCUGAAACAUGCAAUCGAAGUAACACCAACACUUAACAUUAAAGCUGAUUUAGAAGAAUUUCAAAUAAUAGUUGCAUCAAAAGUAGCUCAGCUAUUCGAUGUUAAAGUUCAAGGUGUUAACGCUGAUAUAUCUCAAGCACCAAAAUUGACAGUGGUCAAUUUAAUUCUUUCAGAUGUACGUGUUUUUGAUCCACAUGAAGAUGCACGUUAUCGAAAAAUUGUUUCGCAACAAACUGAUUAUAAAAAAUUACUUCGUGUUACCGUAUCUUUAUUUGGUUAUGAUGAUGACUACCAAAAACCGAUCGAUGUUGUUGAUUGUGAUGUUAAAGUUAAAUUUGCUAAAGCAAAUAUUAUUUUUCUGUUUAAACACAUUGAUGCGAUUUUGAUUUUCCUUGAUUCAUUGAAUAUAAGUAAAUCUACAAUGGAUUUAGCAGCAGCACAAGCUGAUAUGGCAUUUGAACAAGUACACAAAUUACAAGAACAAGCUUUUAAACUUCGUCUUGAUGUAACAUUUAACGCUCCAAAUAUAAUUAUUCCAACAAGUUCAUGUUCCGAUGAAGCACUGCUAUUUGACUUAGGUCGAUUAACAAUAAAUACACGUUUCUAUGAUGAUCCGAAACGAUCACUUGUUGAACAACAAAGCGUUCGAUUUGAAAAUGUUCGUGCCAGUCGUAUUAAACUUGACCGAGAAAAUCAUAUUCUUGGUGAAAUUUUAUUACUUGAAUGUGCUGAAUUAAAUACAUUAAUUAAUCGUUUACUUUAUCCAGAAAAGAAUCAGACAGAACCAGCCGUUUCAAUCAAAGCUGAAUGGGAAUUAGUUCAUUUUCAAUUAGCAAAAGAUGAUUAUUCUGGUGUGAUGAAAGUUUUAUUGCAAAAUUUUACAGAAAAUAUUCGUGAUCAACUAUUAGAAAGUGAUGAAAUUAAAAAAUAUUACUAUAGAGAUGAAGAACAAGAAAAAGUAGAGGACGCUUCAAGAAAUGCUGUUAUUAAAAAACAGAGAGAUAUGUACCACGAUGAUAUAUAUCAAACAAUUAAAAUUCAAGCAGAAAUUAAAAAAUUAGCGUUGACACUUUAUCUUGGAGAAUCUAAUUUGACUGUGUGUCGCACUCUACGUGAUGAAAAACUUAAAUUAGCUAAUGUUGAAAUCAGUAUGUUAGAAGUAUUAUUUUGUCAACGAUCUGAUCAAAGCUAUAAAGCGAUGGCUCGUGUUAAAAAUUUGUUGCUUGAUGAUUUACGUGAAGCAAAUAAAACAUCAACUGUAAAACGUAUGAUCGAUAGACAUUCUAGAGUUGAUCCGAAUACUCAUAUGCUUAUUGGUGCCUUUGAAUUUAAACCGGCAAGUUCAUCGAAUUCGAUGCCACUUCGAUUAUUUAGCGCACAACUCGAAAGUCUUUAUAUAUGUGUUAGUUUGGAUUAUUUAAUAACAUUACAAGAUUUUUUUGUAUCUGGUUUACUGAUGGCGAGUAGUAAUUAUACAUCAGGACCUGAUACAACAAUGUUGAAUACUGAGCAACAAAUGCUAACUAGCACAACUGAACUAGAUAGAGAAAAAAAUCUAUCAAGAAUAUCUCAAAAAUUAAGUGGAACUUUAAGUAUAGUUCAUCGACCUUCAACAACAUUAUCAAAAGAUCUUACACCUCAAACUCCAUCUUCACCAAUUACAGAGACAGACAUUGAAACAAGAGUUGAUAUUAUUAUCAAAAAUCCUGAAGUUAUUUUACUUCAAGAUCAAAAUAAUUCCAAUUCGAAUUGUCUUGUACUUGAUUUAGAUUUUCAAAUGCGUAUGAUAACUGUUGGAGAAUAUACCAAAUUACAUGGUUGGUUGAAAGAUUUAACAGUUUAUUGUUCAAAUUUUGCCCUACUAAGAGAUGUAAACAAUUUAGCUUCCAAAAUAAAAUAUUGUAUUUUACAACCGGCUAAAGCUGAUGUUGUUAUGAUUAUUGAUAAAGAACAACAAAAAAUUGAUGUGCAAAUUUCGGACAUUAUUGUUAGUAUUGCACCAGCAGCAAUUAGAACAUUGAUUGGUGUUACAAACUCGUUGGGAAAACUUCAAGCAACAGUUCAAGAAAAUGAAAAAGUUAAUAUAAAAACAUUGUUUAAUCCUAAAUCAUUUAAGGAUUCGAAAUUCUGGUUUACUGAAGAUUUUGAAGAACAAGAUAAUCGAUUAGAACUGAUUGAAACAUUAGAAACUGUAACAGGUUUACCAUCACUAAAUAAAACUACGAAAGAAGACGAAAAGAAAAGAAACUUACAAAAAGAAAAUAUGUCGUCAGUACAAAAGUCAAUUUCACAACACUUAAUUUUAACUUUGAAAACGAUCGAAAUAAAACUUGAAAUUGGUUCAGGUUCAAUGACGAAAUCUGUCGCUGCAAUGUGUGCAUCCAAGUUAAAUGUUGAUGCUAAAAAUUGGUCAUCAAUAUUUACUCUUUCAUCAACUGUCAAUAUAGAAGCUGCACUAUUCAAUGAAUACAUGCUUGCCUGGGAGCCGCUUAUCGAACCAAUAAUUGAUUCUACUCGAGCUAUUCUUUCACCUUGGUGUAUUGCAUGUUCUGUUGUACCUGCAUUACCAGUACGAAAUAUUGGAUUAGCUAUAAUGAAUGAACAAGAACAGAAAGAACAUAUCUCAUCGUCCAAUUUGAAACAAAUAAUAUCUAUUCGCGCUGAUCAAUUACUUAAUAUAACAAUAACAAAAACUGGUCUUGAUCUAAUUAAACAUAUAUAUGAUUUAUUUACUGAUGCUUAUAAUGAACGAAUACCACUGAAUAUUGAUGAUUAUGAUGAAUCCAUGUUAUCUUUGUGUAACGCAACAGGAAAAGAAGUAAUGAUUGAUAAUUUAGAUGGUAUUGAGUUUAUUGGAAAUAGAUUAUCAACAUCAACUAAUAUAAAAUACAAUGAAUCUAUUUCAUUAAUUACACUAACUGAACGUCAGUCAGCAGCUAGAUUAUCAGUUAUUGCAGAACAAAAUUCUAAAAGACGACAAGAAUUAUCUGUGAAAAUUGGCAACGUUACUAAAACAGUAAGCUUAAAUCGAAGUUGGAAACGUGUUUAUGAUUUAGGUCCAUCGAGAAAUGCAGAUUGGCCAAUUCAAAUGCUUUGUGAUGCACAAAUACGAAAUGAUCGUCGACAUGUUAUUCUUGGUUCCAUUGUGAAAAUUUGUAAUAAUACAAUGAUGCCAUUAGUACUGUUAAAUAUAAAUUCAUUUGAUACAACAAAAAAUUAUAAAAUUGCAAAAAUUAAUGUUAACGAUGAGUAUUAUGUACCCAUUCAUUUACUGUAUACGUAUUCAAUUUCACCGAUAUUUUUGGGAAUUGACGAAAAUAACAACAAUGAUGAAAUCAAUGAUUUUUUCUCGUUCAAUUGGCAAACAGAAGUUUCAGAAGAAAAAAAAUUAAAAUUGAAAAAUGGAAAUGAAGCACAUUUUACUAUUUUCAAAGAAGUCACUGAAGCUUAUCUCGAAAAUAGUGAUCAGCUUGGUCGAUCUAGUUUUAGUCUUUAUAUUCAUCCAGCUCUUCAUUUAGUCAAUCUUUUACCAAUGAAUAUUCAAUGUUCAAUUGACAAUAUUGAACAAAUUACUAUGAAACCAAGUGAAGUGUAUCUGACUUCUUCCGGCAAUAGAUAUUCCACAUUAAUCUUCACUAUUCCAUCCUAUGUUAAUGCAAGUUGGGUAUCAGAACCAGUUAAUUUAAAAGUGGAAGGGACAGAUGAUCAUAAUGAACAUCAUAUUGUGUUUCAUAAUAAUACUCGUACUCGAUCUCAAGAAAAAUUGCAAAUGUAUUUACGUUCUGAUUUAUUUCAAACAACAGAUCGUUUGUCAUUAUAUUCACCAUUUUGGAUUCUUAAUCGUACUGACUUGAAACUUGAAUUUCAAAUCGAAGAUCAUAUUACAUUUAUCGGAGUUGCCGAAACACCAGUUUUAGUUUGUUCACAACCUUUUGAUAAUCACGCCAAUAAAAAGGGGCAAAUUCGUCUUUGUACUACUGUACAACACGAUAUUGUAGCUGAUUGGUCAGAGAAAUUUUCACUAGAUGUUAUUAAAAGUACUGGUUUUGCAUCUUCUAAAGUUGACAAUGAUCGAAUCUAUAUGAUUUGUGUUGAUAUUGCAACGUCAUCUUUUGGUUUCACAAAAAUAAUUACAUUUUCACCAGCCAUAGUUAUCAUCAAUACAUCAACUGUUCAAAUUGAAGUAGUAGAAACAGUAUCGAAUAAAGAACAAGAUAAAUGGGAACAACUUAAUCCCGAUCAAGUAAUUCCAUUUUGGCCACAUAAUAUAAAAGAUGGACUGAUGCAAGCUCGUUAUACAGAUAAUCGAAUAACAUCAGUUCCAUUUCUAAUCAAUCAAAAACAUCGAACACUUUUACGUAUGGAAGAUGAAGAACGCCCAGCAAUUCAUGUUGAGGUCACAGCAACUGACUUUGAUGGUGUACGAAUUAUUUUUGGAGAUUACAGAGUUGGCGAUGCACCUAUUCUUGUUGUGAAUUGUCUAAAAACCUAUCCUAUUUCUUUUUGUCAAAAUGAUGAUGAACGAACACAAGUUGUACCACCACAAAAUUAUGUGUAUUAUACAUGGUUUAAUCCAUUAAAAUUAAGAGAAUUAAUUGUUUCUUAUGAUGCAGAAAACACAAAGGUCGACCUUACUCCUCAAUGUGGAUUAAUCAAAAAAGAUGGUGAUCAUAUUAUCAACUAUGCGAUAUUUAUGGAUGGUGUUCAAACUGUUUUACUCAUUUCUGAUAAUGCAAAAAUCAUCGAAGCAGCUUCGGGAAUAUCAGCAUUGGUUGAAUCAAUGUAUCAACGCCUGCAAAUUGGUAUGCAUGAUAUUGGUGUAUCUAUUGUUAAUGAUAUGACUGGAGAAGAAAUUCUUUACAUAAGUAUAAAUAAAUCAAAAGUUAUUUGGACAGAAAUAAAACGAGCUCGUGUUCGACCAUUACCAAAUGAUAUUAAUGCAAGCUUAGAAAAACUUUAUAAAACUCACGUUGAAGCAUGUGAAACUAAUCCAGAUGAUAAAAAUCUUUCUAAAAAGAGCUAUUAUAUGAAAGAUUUUCAAGAAAUAUUAUUUGAUAAGAAUACGGCUGCGUUAACGAACUUAAAACGACAACAAGUAUUCGCUAAACGACAAACAUUAGAUGGUCUUUGGAUUGAAUAUGCAUGGUCGGCAACGAGUGCUGCAGUACAUUUACGUAUUAAUCGUAUACAAAUUGAUAAUCAACUUGAUUAUACACUAUUUCCUGUUGUUAUUUAUCCAAUCGCAGUAAAAAUAGAUGGUAUUGCUCUGCCUGGCAAAGCAUUCAUUGAAUUAAGUGUUUAUGAAUCAAAAACAAAUCGAUCAAAUGUAAUGCAUUUUAAAUAUUUUAAAUUACUUGUUCAAGAAUUUGCUGUUAAAAUUGAUCAGGAUUUAAUUAUUUCAAUUUUAGCAUUUCUCAAAUCCGAUGAGAUUACAGCAGCGCCAACACUCCAUAUGGAUACCGACUUGAAACAAAUACAAAAACCACUGAGUGCUCUUAUUAAAGCACAAAUAGAUAGUCCAUCUGGUGAAAUAGAAAUGUUUUUUGAUAAUAUUCAUCUAUCACCUAUUAAAAUUUCUAUUAGUUUUUCCAUGCAAGGAACAAAACCAAGUAAAGAAUUAUUAGCUAACUAUCCAUUAGUUGGCUUUUUAUUACGAACAUUAAAUGUUGCCGAAGUAGAAGAUGUUAUCUUACGGUUGGGUUAUUAUGAACAAGCACAUGGUCGAUAUACAAUAACAAAACUAGCAAAUGAAGUUUCAUCUCACUAUCAAAAUCAAUUUAUGAAACAAGUACAUGUACUUGUACUUGGCCUUGAUGUACUUGGAAAUCCUUUUGGUGUUAUUCGUGGUAUUGCUGAAGGUGUUGAAUCACUUUUUUAUGAGCCAUAUAAAGGUGCAAUCGAAGGUCCACUAGAGUUUGCUGAAGGUGUAGCAACUGGUGUUCGAACAUUAUUUGGUUCAACUGUGGGUGGUACUGCUGGUGCUUUUUCGAAAAUAACUGGUGUCUUUGGAAAAAGUUUAGCUACAUUAACACUUGAUGAAGAUUAUAAAGCGUCACGUAUAAGACGAAAAGAACCAGCAAGGAGAGCAGCGACUGAUAUUGCUGCUGGAGGGAAAAAUGUUGUUAUGGGUUUCGUCGAUGGUGCUAAAGGAGUUGUAACUAAACCUGUAUCGGGUGCGAAAGACAAUGGUGCUUUUGGCUUUGCUAAAGGUUUAGGAAAAGGGUUUAUUGGUCUUGUGGCGAGACCAACAGGUGGCGUUGUUGAUUUUGCAAGUACUUCAUUGGAUAUAAUUAAACGAAAGGCACAACAUGAAAAAGUAUUACGUUGUGUUCGUUAUCCACGUCAAAUUGGUCGUGAUGGUCUUGUUCGAGUUUACAUUGCUCAUGAGGCUAUGGGAUUUUUCAUUUUGAAUAGAUUACACGAAGGAAAAUAUACAAAAUCGGAUAUCUAUGUGGCACAUAUAACUUGUUCAGAAACUCCACUUGCUUGGUUACUGGCAACAUCGAAACGUUUAUUAUUUGUUACGGAAAUUUCAUUUCUUGGUGUAUUUGAAGUUGAUUGGGAAAUGGAAUAUGAAGAGUUAAAAGAAGAACCAGUUAUAAAACCAAAUUUAGGUCAAAUACAAAUAUUGACAAAAGAACCAAAGAAAGCGGGGAAAAUUAGAUCAGCUGUCUCUUAUGGGAAAAUGGUGAAAUAUCGAAAUACACCAGAAGCUCGAUAUAUUGUUGAAAAAAUAAUCUAUGAGAUGCAUUCAGUUGGUCUUUGA
This is a messenger RNA of Rotaria socialis, 9990 nucleotides long. The record is from the annotation of a GenBank genome assembly. Lineage: Eukaryota; Metazoa; Rotifera; Eurotatoria; Philodinida; Philodinidae.